CGUGGCCUGCAGGCGGCAGGGGCGUCCACCUCCCCGGCCCGCGCUGGGAUGGAGCUGGGUCUCCGUGGGCGCCCGGCCCCCGGGCAGGGGCUGACCUCGGAGACCCCAGCGACUGCAACAGCAGCUUCCGGUGCAGUGGAUUCCCGCCGCUUCCUGUUGUGUCUCUACCUGGUCGGCUUUUUGGACUUGUUUGGUGUCAGUAUGGUUGUCCCACUGUUGAGCCUUCAUGUCAAGUCCCUUGGAGUGAGCCCUGCAGUUGCUGGAGUGGUGUGCUCCUCCUAUGGCAUCCUGCAGCUCUUCUCCAGCACCUUUGUGGGCUGCUGGAGUGAUGUGGUUGGAAGACGGUCCUCCUUGCUGGUGUGCAUUCUGCUCAGUGCCCUGGGUUAUCUCCUCCUUGGAGUAUCCACCAACGUGUUCCUGUUUACACUGGCUAGAGUCCCCGUGGGUAUUUUUAAACACACCCUCUCCAUCUCCAGGGCACUGCUUUCUGACCUGGUCACAGAGAAGGAGCGGCCACUUGUACUGGGACAGUUCAACACAGCCUCGGGUGUAGGCUUCAUCUUGGGCCCCAUGGUUGGUGGAUAUCUAACAGAGCUGGAUGGCGGAUUCUAUGUGACGGCUUUCAUCUGCUCUUCUGUCUUCCUUCUCAAUGCUGGUCUCGUUUGGCUGUUACCUUGGAGAGAAACAAACCUCAACAGCGCGGAGAAUGGUUGGACCUGGGAUCAGAAGCAAGCUACGGCACCCAGAAGGUCAGAAGGUGCACUGCCGGGAGCAGCCGCCACCCCUAGGACCAGGAGGAGUGAGAAGGAAGUGCAGAGGCCCUGGGUUGAGGUCAUGUCAGCCUUGAAGGACAUGAAGAGCCUCCUAUUUUCCUCACUGUGGGACGUGUUUCUUGUGCGCUUGCUGAUGGGGGUGUCUGUCAUGCUGUACUAUAGUAACUACGUCUUGGCCCUGGAGGAGCGUUUCGGGGUCCGGCCCAAGACCACGGGCUACCUCAUCAGCUACACCAGUGCCCUGGGUGCCCUGGCUGGCUUCGCCGUGGGGCCCAUUCUACGGCUUUACAAACACAACUCCCACAUGGUCCUGCUGCACUCCAGCGCGCUCACCUGCCUGCUGCUGCUGCUCUACUCCACGGCCACCACCAUGGAUGUGGUGGUCUUCUCCUCGACACUUCUGUCCUUCUCAUCCACCAUCGGGAGAACCUGCAUCACCGACCUCCAGCUGAGGGCCGGUGGGGCCCAGGCCAGUGGCACUGUCAUAGGUGUGGGCCAGUCUGUGACGGCCGUGGGCCGUAUCAUUGCCCCUCUCCUCUCAGGAGUAGCCCAGGAGAUCAGUCCCUGUGGACCCCCAAGCCUGGGCGCUGCUUUAGCCCUGGUGGCUAUUUUAAUCAUGUCACUAAACAAACCUCGUUCAGGUAGUUAUGGAUUGUAGUCUUGGGGACCCAGCCCCAGGCUGCAGGCAGGGCUCAAAAGAGAAAGCCACAGCAUUGCGUAACUAGACUUUUUCUAUCUGAGAGGAGAAGAAACACACACACACACACACACCUGUUUUCUUGGUGGUUACUUUUCUUUAUUCUCACGCUGCUCCUCCCAUGCUGGUACACUCAUAUUCUUUCUUGUUGCUCCUUGUAUUACUACAUUGUUCCAUCUUACCAUGUCUUUUUACUGUUUACAUAUCCCAACCAAUUAUCUCAGGCCAUGUAAGAAUCAUAAGGUCACAUUUCAAAGGUAAAGAGUGUAGUAACUUCUAAUUUGCCAGGAACACUCUGCAGCCCUCAUUUGGGGCUAUAGAGUCAAAUUAUUUUCUCCAGCCUUGACAAGUCAGAAUAUAUUUUCACAAAUUGGAGGUCAGGAAAUGGGUGCAAGGACUUGACCAUUUUCCAGCUAGCAAUAAUUGGGCUGUCUUUGUAUUUACAACCUAGCCAGAUAGUACAGCUGUGUGUCCUUGCUGAACAAAAUUGGGGAUGUUUAUCUAAAAGACCAUUAACAAGGUACCUGGUCUAAUCUAAAGCUCCUUUGAAGUUUUGUUUCACCUAAUGAUAUACAAGAAAACUGUAACUGCAAUUCUCAGCAUAAAGAUCGACAGAAUUUGAGCCA
Molecule: messenger RNA, 2096 nt
Organism: Peromyscus leucopus (white-footed mouse)
Lineage: Eukaryota; Metazoa; Chordata; Mammalia; Rodentia; Cricetidae
Gene: Slc67a2
Product: major facilitator superfamily domain containing 9
Exons: 6
Coding region: 49-1431 (460 amino acids)
Biological process (GO): transmembrane transport
Molecular function (GO): transmembrane transporter activity
Source: RefSeq, a predicted model, not a curated record